Molecule: messenger RNA, 1923 nt
Organism: Cadophora gregata
Lineage: Eukaryota; Fungi; Ascomycota; Leotiomycetes; Helotiales; Ploettnerulaceae
Exons: 3
Coding region: 1-1923 (640 amino acids)
Biological process (GO): transmembrane transport
Molecular function (GO): transmembrane transporter activity
Source: RefSeq, a predicted model, not a curated record
AUGUCAAACAUAGAAUCUGGAAAUGGAGAAAGCAGCAGCGCCAUUCUAGAAUCUACCUCUGACGGCUCUUCCGCACCAGAGCAGAAGGGAAAAGAUCAUGAUGUUGCUGAAGAAGGACCUCCAAUUUCCAAAUGGCGUCUCAUCGCACUUAGCAUCAGCUUGAGUUUAGGACUUUUCGUCUCGUUUCUCGAUGGUUCGAUAACCGCGACAGCACUCUUCACGAUUGGAGAGGAGUUCGGCGAUCUUUCAAGAAUAAAUUGGAUUGCCAUUGCCUAUAUUCUGGCCGAUGUUGGAUUUGCCGUUACUUUUCCCACUAUUGGCGACGUAGUUGGUCGCAAAACUGCCUACCUGACUGCUUUCUUCCUGUUUUUCGUUUUCUCGCUAGGUUGUGGAUUUGCAAAUACCCUGACGCAGCUCAUCGUGUUGAGAGCCCUUCAAGGUGUUGGCGGUGCGGGGUUGUACUCGCUUGCCAUGGUCAUCUUCCCCGAAAUCAGUCCAAGAUCAAUGAAGAAGUGGAUAGGUGCCAUUGUUGGACUGGUUGUGGGUGUUUCUGGUGUUUCUGGUCCGAUCUUGGGCGGCAUCAUAACUCGAUAUGCUGAUUGGAGGUGGAUUUUCUGGAUCAACGGGCCGAUAUGUGCAGUCAACAUAUGUUUGUUCUUCAUUGCGUGGCCAAAAGAUGACCAGAUUAUGAUGCAACAUGAACGCCGGAAAUGGGCGGAUCUCGAUUACGCUGGAUCAUUCCUGCUGAUCGCUGCAACCGUUCUUGUUGUGUUCGCAUUCCAGGAAACUGGUACACGGAUAGCUUGGAGUGAUCCUCUUUUCAUCGUUCCCAUGGUCUCAGGAAUUGUGUGCUGGAUCUUGCUCCUAGGAUGGCAGUUCGUGAUCUGGAAGCAGGGGAUGACUAUUGCGGCAGUCAUUCCGGUUGACCUAUUCAAGAAUCGACGGUAUAUGGCUGGAGUCUUCUCCACCAUGUUUAUGGGUUUUGCAUUUUUCAGCUGCAUCUACAAUAUCCCGCUGCGUGUGCAAACUGUGCAUGGCAGAAGCUCGCUGGCAGCAGGUGUUGCUCUACUUCCGAUGUUGGGAUCUGUCGCCAUCGGAAGUAUGCUAGGAGGAGCUGUUUCCGGUACGAAAGAUCGACUCUCGCAUACCUUGAUAAUAGGGGCAGCAUUAAUGUCCAUCGGGACUGGCCUGCUUUCAACACUGAAGGUCACUUCUUCAAUCAGCCACAAACUUUAUGGCUUUCAAGUCUUCUGUGGUAUGGGUUUUGGCCUGACCGUAUCCAGCUCAAGUAUUCUCGCAGCAAUCGAGUGCGAAAUCAACAGCCACGCAGUAGCACAAGGCCUCACUGCGCAGGCCCGUGUCUUUGGUGGCAGUAUCGGUAUUGCUGCAGCUACAGCCAUUCUUGCCGUGAAGGAAAAUUCUCGUAACGUUCCGCCAGGAGCCCAGUCUCAGUUAAGUUCGCUAGCACCGCAAGACUUGGACAAUCUGCGACAUGCCUAUGGCCAAGCCUUCCGCCAGGUCAUGUGGGUUUCUGCUAUCAUCGCAGCAAUCGCUUGCGCAUUUGCGGUUUUAACGAUCAAGAAAGAUCUGCCAGACCUGCAGGAUAGAGUCCUCGAGCAGAUGAGGGUUGAGCGGGAAAGGAGGCAGAGGUGUGGGGAUGCAGUUGGGGAGUCAACGAGCAGCAUUUCAGCCGACACCGACUUGGAGAAGUCACCAGAUCGCAAGAAGUCAAAUGAGAUAGAUUUAAAGGACACAGCUCCUACAGUGCAGAACGAGACCGAAGCUCAAGCACACAAGACCGGGAGUAGGGUGGCUGGCGGGGAAUCUCUUUCCAGUCAAGUCACUGCAUCAAAAGAGAGCACUAAAAUUGGUGCUGAGACAGAAAAGGUAGACGUCCUGGGGAGAACAAUAGGACAUGAAUGA